UAAUCCUCCUACCAAGUACUUAACAAAACAUCAUCUCAAACAUUUACUCUUCUCCCAACCACCAUUUCUUUUUAGUGAGAUUACUUUUGAAAAUGGUAAUAUAUAAUCACAACCUAAUAAGAUCAAGAAAUCACAACAUGGGUAUACAAAGCAGAGUAAAAAGAUAAACUCUUGCUUUCGCUUUCACAAAUCAGAACCUCUUCGAUUACUAGUUACAGCCCUCUUUUCAUCAUCUUAUCAUUUAUUACCCAUUACUUUCUCUGCUUUGAGAACCGAGCUUCAACUCUUGUGUUUCUAUCUGCUAAAUGCUUCCUUAGCUUUUCUAUAAACAUUAAAGAAGCAAAAUGAUCCAACUUUUCAUUACUUGGCUUUUGUUUCUUUCUCUUCCCUUCCCUCUCCUCCAUUUCCCUUUCUGGCUUCACAGUCUUUUGGAUCUUUCUAUCAAACACUUCGUGGGUUUUAUAAAUGAUGGUCCCAUUCCAUGUUUACAACUCUUCUAAACAUCUUUUCGGUCUUUUCUUUUCCCUACUUGGAUAAAUACUCCCACUCACACUUUUUUCCAGUUUUCUUCAUCAGUGAAAACGAGAAAUGACUCACUUAUAACUAAGGAGGAAAAGGAAAACACCAAUUUUUGUUCGAUUGCCUGAAUGAAUGUUCAGUACUUGGCUUCUGCUCAACUUCUUUCACUCUGCUCGCUAAUACCUUUUCCUUUCUCUGGUUAAAGUUAACUUGUUCCAGUCUUCUUGUUUGCUUCUCUGGGUUGGAAAUUUUUAAGGCUGCUGUGCUGUAAUAUAUAGCUAUGAAGAUGCUUAUGAUGAUCACCAACCACUUCUUUUUACUUCUUUGCAUAUCUUGUUUGGUUCUCUGGUGUGAAGGAGAGGGAGACUUUGAUGUGGCUCCAAUGAAGAAAGCUGAACAAGCAGCCCUGUACUCUGCCAUACAAGGCUUUGUGGGAAACUGGUGGAAUGGCUCAGAUCUCUAUCCAGAUCCCUGUGGCUGGACUCCUAUACAGGGUGUUUCUUGUGAUCUCUUUGAUGGCCUUUGGUAUGUCACUGCCUUAAGCUUUGGACCUGUGCAUGAAAACUCCCUUGUUUGUGCUGGAGAUGUGGAAUUUAGGUCACAAUUAUUUGAACUUAAGCACCUCAAGUUCCUCUCCUUCUUCAGUUGCUUCUUGUCACCACACCAACAUCCAAUAACCAUUCCUGACAAGAAGUGGUUAAAUCUUGCUGACAGCUUAGAAUCACUGGAAUUUCGAUCAAACCCCGGUCUGAUUGAUCAUGUUCCUACAAGCAUUGGUGAGCUCGCCAAGCUACAAUCUUUGGUGCUACUGGAAAAUGGCUUAACAGGUCAGUUGCCGCAAAAUAUUGGCAACCUAACAAAGUUGAAGCGCCUAGUCUUGGCUGGAAAUUCGUUCGCCGGUGAGAUUCAAGAUAGUUUUGGGUAUUUGCCUGACCUGUUAAUCGUCGAUUUGAGUAGGAAUUCACUAUCCGGGCAUUUACCUAUGAGUCUUGGAGGGUUGACCUCGCUAUUGAAGCUUGAUCUAAGUAACAACCAGUUGCAGGGGACGAUACCAACAGAAAUUGGAAAUCUCAAGAAUUUGACUCUCUUAGAUUUAAGUAACAACAAGUUUUCUGGUGGUUUGAUCCAAGCUCUUCAAGAAAUGUAUUCCUUGACAGAGCUGGUAUUAUCUAACAACUCAAUAGGAGGAGACUUGAUGAGUGUAGAGUGGGGAUAUCUUCAAGAUUUGGUAAUUUUGGAUCUCUCUAGCUUGGGCUUGACAGGUGAAAUUCCUGAGUCUAUGGCCAAGUUGAAGAAGUUGAGAUUUUUGGGUCUUAGUAACAACUUUCUUACAGGCAAUCUCUCGCCAAAAUUGGUUUCUUUGCCUCUUGUUGGUAGACUCUACAUAAAUGGAAACAAUCUGACAGGAGAGCUUCAAUUGUCUCAGUGGUUUUACAGGAAAAUGGGGAGGCGCUUUGGUGCCUGGAACAAUCCUAACCUAUGUUACCCAGUUGGAGUUAUGUCAACCAACUAUAAACCAUAUGGGGUAAAGCCAUGCCAGCAGGAAGUUACUUUGAGUGAACCAAAUUACACAACAAAAUGGGUUGAUAGAAACGUGAACCAAAGUUCCUUUUCCAUUACUUCUUUGGGAUUCUCAAGCCGCGUGUGUAAUGGGUUUUCAUGGAUAUUCCUGGUUGUGAUAUUUAUGAUCUUACCAGACUUGCAUUAUUUUCCAUAGGCUUUCUUUGUAAUGGCAGGUCUCGAAGAAAUUAACCUUUUUAGGUGUAUCUCAUAUCUUUCGUUUCUUAGUCGUUAACAAGAAAAGCUAAUUGCAUUUGCCAA
This is a messenger RNA of Carica papaya (papaya), 2340 nucleotides long. RefSeq names its product piriformospora indica-insensitive protein 2-like. The record is from RefSeq and is a predicted model, not a curated record. Gene Ontology annotation, molecular function: protein binding. Lineage: Eukaryota; Viridiplantae; Streptophyta; Magnoliopsida; Brassicales; Caricaceae.